Perkinsus marinus ATCC 50983 is the source of this 744-nucleotide messenger RNA. Its product is annotated as ATP-binding cassette transporter, putative. The record is from RefSeq and is a predicted model, not a curated record. The transcript is spliced from 3 exons. NCBI's taxonomy places the organism in Eukaryota, Perkinsozoa, Perkinsida, Perkinsidae. The annotation marks the transcript as partial. Gene Ontology annotation, molecular function: ATP hydrolysis activity; ATP binding.
CUCAGUGAAAUAGUUAUCGUUACUCUCUGUUAUAUAAUGGCUGUUAGCCCCAUAAAAGUUGACUUGGAGGAAGCUGGUGAAGCCUCUGUCGGUACCGCCCCUUCGAUUACUCGAGACACGGACGUUGGUUCGAGUUUAGAGUGGACACAUCUUACUUUUGCUGUUGGUGACAAGAAGAUCCUCAAUGACUGCUCUGGAACACUCCGACCGGGGGAACUGACAGCCGUGCUAGGUCCGUCGGGGUCGGGGAAAUCGACCCUCAUGAACGUGCUCGGUGGUAGACAGGGCUUGAAGGGUCCUGGCCGAUCCUUCAAGGGUGCUGUGUCGCUCAAUGGGAGGGUGGAGGACCCUGUCCACUUCCGGAAUCGGAUUGCCUAUGUGAUGCAAGAUGAUACUCUAGUGGCUACGAGUACUCCCAAGGAGAUUCUCGAAUUUUCUGCCAACCUCAGACUCCAUAACCAAAGUAAAGAGGAGGUGAAUGAGUUAGUAUCAAAUCUCCUGGACUCAUUAAAGUUGACUAACUGCGAAGACACGGUUGUUGGUAAUGAGAUUAUCAAGGGUAUCUCUGGUGGUGAGAGGAAGAGGACUUCGGUUGGCGUAGAGCUCAUCACCAAACCAGAGAUGAUAUUCUUGGACGAGCCUCUUACUGGUCUCGACUCCUAUGCCGCUACUACCACUGUGAAGGUACUCAAGGAUCUAGCGGCUAAUGGAGUGCCUGUCAUGAUCACAGUUCAUCAACCUUCC